Messenger RNA from Solanum verrucosum, 2447 nucleotides. RefSeq lists its product as uncharacterized. NCBI's taxonomy places the organism in Eukaryota, Viridiplantae, Streptophyta, Magnoliopsida, Solanales, Solanaceae. Gene Ontology annotation, molecular function: 5'-nucleotidase activity. The coding region runs from base 314 to 2254 and encodes 646 amino acids. The record is from RefSeq and is a predicted model, not a curated record. The transcript is spliced from 17 exons.
UGCAAUGGCACUGAAAAUUUCACCUGUCUACAUCCCUACCCCUAAGCUAAAAUUGCUCUUCCGCCAUUUUUAAGCUCCAAUUUUCCGGUCAAUCUCCGGUGACUGAACCCUAGACACGUGGCAACUCACCGUUGCAUCACGUCACCUCAAAAUACUGUGGGAAUCCGAUUCCGUGUAGAAAUGGGAAAUGGAAUUCAAUUCCUGUAAUCCGGAAAAAACCAUUGUUUAAUCAGGAAAAAGUUGUAUACAGUAGUAGAAGAAGAAGAAUACACUUGUAUAGAAUAUAGAUAGAUACUGUAUGGAUGUUUAAUGUAUGAAGGGGGCAAAUUGUUGUGAUUCUAUAAGCAUAUUAAUAGCAUCUUCAUCGUCAUCAGUAACAACCCGUUCGAAUACUUAUAAGUUUCGGCUACACGCGGCAUUUGAUUCCAAUUUUAAAUCCCCAAAAUGGCUAUUUAAGUCGAAGAUGCGAAUUCCAAAGCGUUCAGUUUCUCUCUAUCUUUCUGUAUUCUCUCCUCCGAAACAACUGGUUUCAUCUUUUACUAGAAGUUUUCAUUUCCAUUUGGGGAUUUUCAGUUCCGAUCAUUUUCUGAACAGAGGGAAAUCGGUUUGUCGUAAAGGGAGAGAUCAGUUACAUACAAGUUGUACAAUGGAUGGCAUUGGUGCAGAUACCAGGGCAGCGCUGUUUGAGAAGGGAAAUGGUGCCAUUGGUGGUCAGCGUUCAUGCAUAUGGUCAUCUCCCGAAGGAGGGUGUGAUAUUGUCAUAGGAAAGCAGAUAUUCUGUAACAGGUCCUUAAACAUGAAAAGUAUAGUUGCUGUUGGAUUUGACAUGGAUUACACACUGGCACAGUACAAACCUGAGACUUUUGAAUCUCUUGCAUAUGAAGGCACUGUCAGAAAGCUUGUUUAUGAUUUAGGAUACCCUGCCGAGCUGUUGGAAUGGUCAUUUGAUUGGAGCUAUAUGGUCAGAGGUUUAGUUCUUGAUAAGAAGAGGGGGAAUAUAUUAAAGAUGGACCGACACAAAUAUGUGAAAGUAGCUUAUCAUGGAUUUAGAGAGCUUUCAAAGGAAGAUAAAGUCGCUACUUAUGGCAAUACCUUGCUUCGGGAUUCAUUUGAUGAACCUGACUAUGCACUUAUUGAUACCCUUUUCUCUCUUGCUGAAGCCUACUUAUUCGCUCAGUUGGUGGACUUCAAGGACAAAAAUCCUGGAAAAGUUCCCAAAGAUGCAGACUACUCUCAUAUGUACAAGGAUGUUAGAGCAGCAGUAGAUUUGUGCCACCGUGAUGGCACUUUGAAGCAGAUGGUUGCAAAAGAUCCAAAAAGAUAUAUCAAUGAGGAUACCUCAAUUGUUCCGAUGCUCAAAAUGCUUAGAGAAUCCGGACGUGCUACUUUUCUGGUAACAAACAGCUUGUGGGACUAUACAAACAUUGUUAUGAACUUCCUUUGUGGGCUUAAACCCUCUGAUGGAUGUAGUUCCAGUUUUGAUUGGCUUCAGUACUUUGAUGUUGUCAUCACUGGCAGUGCAAAACCAGGUUUUUUCCAUGAUGAAAUUCGUGCAAACCUCUUUGAGGUUGAACCUGAAAGUGGCAUGCUUAUUAACACUGAUAAUGGGACUCCUAUGGCACAGGUGGGGAGCACUUCUUUGAGAUUGCCUUUAAAGAGCUUGAGAGAAGGCUGCAGAAUUUUCCAGGGGGGAAAUGUUGGCCAUUUGCAUAAAUUACUUUCAAUUGAGUCAAGCUCACAGGUUCUUUAUGUUGGAGAUCACAUUUACGGUGAUAUCUUACGCAGCAAAAAGGUUUUGGGCUGGAGAACAAUGCUUGUUGUUCCGGAGCUUGAGAGAGAGGUUGAACUUCUCUGGCAACUAAAGGAUACUCGCAAGCAACUUCAGUUAUUGAGAAUUCAGCGUGAUCACAUUGAGGAUGAAAUACACCAUCUUAAGUGGUCUCUCAAGUCUGGAGAAACUGAUGAUGCCAGCAAGGAAAAGAUGUUUUCGGAACUUGACAAGCUGCAGUCCCAAGGUGAGGAGGUCAGGCUCAGUCAUCAGCAGGCACAACGAGAAUGUCACCAAAAGUUCCACAAGGUCUGGGGACAACUAAUGAAGACUGGUUAUCAGAAUUCUCGUUUUGCACAUCAGGUGGAGAGAUUUGCUUGCCUUUAUACCAGUCAAGUCACAAACUUGAGCCUGUAUUCCCCGGAUAAGUACUAUAGGCCUAGUGAGGAUUUUAUGCCUCAUGAAUUUGAUAUCCUCUCUAUUUGAAGGGAUUAUGUAAUCCAGGGGCCAAAGGCAGUGCAUUUUGAAGAAGAGCUUUGCUCAUUCUAACUUCUAGGUGCAUCCAUAUGUUUUUUAUUUUGAGUUCUUUGUUGAUUUUUGCCAUCUGGUAUGCAACCAUUUAAGUUAUACCAAUAUGGAAAAUCUUUAUGUUUUUUGGUAAAAUAACGUAAAUGUAUCA